Messenger RNA from Lagopus muta (rock ptarmigan), 704 nucleotides. RefSeq names its product histone H1.11L. Gene Ontology annotation, cellular component: nucleosome. NCBI's taxonomy places the organism in Eukaryota, Metazoa, Chordata, Aves, Galliformes, Phasianidae. The transcript has a single exon. Gene Ontology annotation, molecular function: DNA binding; structural constituent of chromatin. Bases 8 to 685 code for a protein of 225 amino acids. The record is from RefSeq and is a predicted model, not a curated record. Gene Ontology annotation, biological process: nucleosome assembly.
CUCCGGCAUGUCUGAGACUGCACCGGCACCCGCUGCUGAGGCAGCGCCCGCCGCCGCCCCGGCUCCGGCCAAGGCGACCGCCAAGAAGCCGAAGAAGGCGGCGGGCGGCGCCAAAGCCCGCAAGCCCGCGGGCCCCAGCGUCACCGAGCUGAUCACCAAGGCCGUGUCCGCCUCCAAGGAGCGCAAGGGGCUCUCCCUCGCCGCGCUCAAGAAGGCGCUGGCCGCCGGAGGCUACGACGUGGAGAAGAACAACAGCCGCAUCAAGCUGGGGCUCAAGAGCCUCGUCAGCAAGGGCACCCUGGUGCAGACCAAGGGCACCGGCGCCUCCGGCUCUUUUCGGCUCAGUAAGAAGACCGGGGAGGUGAAGGAGAAGGCUUCUAGGAAGCGAACACCAGUGGCCAAGCCCAAGAAGGCAGCAGCCAAGAAACCUGCGGCUGCUGCUAAGAAGCCCAAGAAAGCAGUGGCAGUGAAGAAGAGUCCUAAGAAAGUGAAGAAGCCAGCAGCUUCUGCCACCAAGAAAUCGGCGAAGAGCCCUAAGAAGGCAACCAAGGCUUCCAAGCCCAAAAAGGCAGUGGCUGCCAAGAGCCCAGCCAAGGCAAAGGCAGUGAAGCCCAAAGCUGCCAAGCCCAAGGCAGCCAAACCCAAGGCAGCCAAGGGAAAGAAGGCGGCCCCCAAGAAGAAGUAAACCCCUGACCUGCUGCUUU